This is a messenger RNA of Lottia gigantea (owl limpet), 720 nucleotides long. RefSeq lists its product as hypothetical. The record is from RefSeq and is a predicted model, not a curated record. NCBI's taxonomy places the organism in Eukaryota, Metazoa, Mollusca, Gastropoda, Lottiidae. The coding region runs from base 1 to 720 and encodes 239 amino acids. The transcript is spliced from 2 exons.
AUGUCUCAACCAAACAGUUUUACCACCAAUCGAGAAUUGCCCGAUUACGUGGGGCCUACAAUCAUACAGGUGGUUAUUACAGAAAUGUUGGUUUUUCCAGUGGCGUGGCUAAAACUACUACCUUGUAGUCCAUGUAGUUGGAGCAUUGCUCCAAGAUUCAUUAAACUACCACACCCGGAGGAAUACGCUGAUUUAACAACUGUUAGAGAUGUUGAUGGUAAUAACAAAGAUAUCAUUCGUAUUCAACGCCCACACCAUGCAGGAGAUGCUUAUUUUUGUGGACGACAUGGAAAAUCAUGUGACUCUUUUAAUGUCCAGUAUGUUUGUGAUAAAUUCGGAAGGAUUCGACAUGUCAUAUCUGGACUAACUGGUUCAACCCACGAUAAAAUUGCAGCAGAAUGGUCUCCUGAAUUCAUGCAGUAUCUGCACACACUACCGAACGACGUCCUUGUUUUAGGUGACCCUGCUUACCGUAAUUUACACCCAUCUGUGAUGCACACAUUUACUGGCGCGAAUCUGACCCAACAACAAUUGCAAUCUAACACACGCACACGGCAGAGACAAAUUGUAGAGAGAACUAUAAGUGCCACAGAAUUAAAAUGGAGGAUGACUCAGAUGAAAGAAAACAGAUUUGCUGCAAGAAAAGGACCAGAUUUAGCAUCAAAAUGUUCCUUCUUCACAAUCGUUACACAAAUUUUUUGUGAUAAAAAUUAUCAAUGA